Molecule: messenger RNA, 4434 nt
Organism: Leguminivora glycinivorella
Lineage: Eukaryota; Metazoa; Arthropoda; Insecta; Lepidoptera; Tortricidae
Product: phospholipid-transporting ATPase IF-like
Biological process (GO): phospholipid translocation
Cellular component (GO): trans-Golgi network; plasma membrane; endoplasmic reticulum
Molecular function (GO): ATPase-coupled intramembrane lipid carrier activity; ATP binding; ATP hydrolysis activity
Source: RefSeq, a predicted model, not a curated record
GGGAGGGUCAGCCAUAUUUGUUUUUUCUUUUUAAAUAUGCGUGGUAAAUGACAAUGGCGCGCGCAACAGCCAAUUGGCUUGUGAUGUUCUUUGUGUUGGUGAAUACGACUAUUGGAUAUGUGUUUAAGUGUUGUGUGGGCAACAAGGUAUCGUCAGCAUCAGAGACCCGGCUGAUCGAGGUGGGCGCGGCUUCGGAUGGCAAGAAACACAAUAAAAUCAAGACUUCGCGAUACACUCUGCUUAUGUUCAUACCGCAGAACUUGACAGAACAGUUUAGAAGGGUCGUCAACUUCUACUUCCUUGUCGUCACGUUUAUAGCCAUCAUUAUAGACAGUCCAGUGUCACCACUGACGAGCAUCGCACCGCUCAGUUUCAUGGUGAUGGUAACAGCUGUAAAGAAUGGCUACGAAGACUGGCUUAGACACAAAGCUGAUGGCCGAGUCAACAAUCAGAUUGUUGAAAUACUCCAGCGUGGCGUGAUCAAAGAGGUCCGUAACUCCUCCAUCGCACCAGGCACGUUGGUCCGGGUGAAGCGGGGCAAAGAAGUCCCAGCUGACCUGGUGCUACUCUGUUCAGAGGGAGAGAGGGGUAAAUGCUUCGUCACCACGGCCAAUUUGGAUGGGGAGACGAAUUUGAAGACGUUGAGGGUACCGCCGCCACUAGUUGGAUAUACUCCUGACGUCCUACCUCAAGGCAUGCGGAUCGAAGUCCCCAACCCAGUGGCAGACCUCUACACGUUUUACGGACGCCUGGAGAUCCCUACUAUGGAGAGCUUGCCCCUGACUACUGACAACUUGAUGCUGCGGGGUUCCAGGGUCAAGAACACGGAGUGGGCUAUCGGCUGUGCUGUAUAUACAGGUGAAGAAACCAAACUGGCGCUCAACUCAAAAUACGCCGGAAACAAGUUUUCCUCCUGCGAGCUCGCCGUCAACGGCUUCCUCGUCGUUUUCAUCGUCAUCCUCGUCCUCGAGGUGAUGGUCAGCUUCGGCCUCAAGAUCUACAACGACUUCCACUAUAAGAACAGGGACCUGUACUUAGGCCCGAGCCUGUAUAACAAUUCCGCUGCAGUCACUGUUGGAUCGAUACUGCAGGAUGUGUUUUCGUUCUUACUGCUGUACUACUAUAUCAUUCCGAUGGCCCUGUAUGUGACUAUUGAGCUGUAUAAGUUUACAGGCGCGCUAUUCAUCGGCUGGGAUGAAGAAUUGCGUUGCGAGGAGACCGGCAAGCCAGCCAUCGCCAAUACUUCAGACCUGAACGAGGAACUGGGGCAGGUCGAGAUCCUCUUCUCCGACAAGACAGGCACGCUUACUAAGAAUAUAAUGGUGUUCAAAGCCUGCUCCAUCAAGGGGAUCAUAUAUGAGGAGAGGGAUAAGCUUCUGUAUGAUACUGGGAGGUUCGAAGAGCCCGUGGACACUAGGCAGGCAGACAUUAGAUUCUUCUUCAAAAUCCUUGCUCUCUGCCACUCAGUCCAAAUAUCCAACGAGGAUAUGAAACGACUCAGCGCGCGCCUAUCCAUGACCGGCGACCUUCAACUCAUGAACAUGUUUAGAAGGAAGAAGAAGAAACCCAUUGCUAAUGGCAACGGAGUAGUUGAUACAUCUACAUGGAAUGCUAUGAUGACUGUUAAUAACGUUGGACAUAUCGAUUAUCAAGCCAGUAGUCCUGAUGAGAAGGCUCUAGUUGAAGCAGCCGAUAGACUAGGUGUAACGUUUCUAGGAGAAGAUGGAAACAAUCUAAUAGUGAAAAUGGGAGAUGAGACUGAAUUGUACGAGAGGUUGCAGAUUAUAGAAUUUACAUCGGAGAGGAAAAGGAUGUCUGUAGUUUUAAGGGAUAAAGAUGGCAAAAUCUGGCUAUUCUGCAAGGGUGCUGAAAGCGCAGUGUUUCCUCUGUGCGUCAACCAAAUCAUGGUAGAUGAUACCAACGUGGACAUCAACACGUUCGCUAACAAAGGUCUGCGGACUCUCGCCAUCGCGUACCGGGAGAUACCUGAUGAGGAGUACGAAAAGGUUUGCGAAUUAAUAAAGAAACAAGAUGUCAAAAGCGCUGAAGCUCUGCAGCAAGUGAGCCACCAAUUCAGGAUGCUGGAGCGCGACUUGACUCUAGUUGGUGCAACGGCAGUAGAAGACUGCUUGCAAGACGAUGUAGCUGACACGUUAGCAUCAUUACGUCGUGCGGGGCUCAGGAUAUGGGUCUUAACUGGGGAUAAGGUAGAAACAGCAAUAAGCGUAGCUCAGUCCUGCGCACACAUCUCAGAAAAUAGUAGACAAAUGUACAUAAUAGGCGUCGACAGCGACGAAGCGAUCAAAGCACAUUUAGAAGAAUGCAAACGAAUAUUAGCGGAGCCGAGCUACAAGGAUAUGGCUCUUGUGGUCGAUGGGAAGAGUAUGAGUUGCAUUUUGGAUAAGCCUACGGCGCCUGAGUUUGCGGAAAUAUCUAUGCAGUGUAAUGCGGUGUUGUGCUGCAGGUUAUCUCCAAUACAGAAGGCUAAAAUAGUGAAGCUAAUAAAGCACAGUCCGUCGCGGCCGAUCACUGCGGCCAUUGGCGACGGAGCCAACGAUAUUUCCAUGAUCCAUGAAGCCCAUGUCGGUUUCGGGAUCUUCGGAAGGGAAGGCUAUCAAGCCGCUAGAUCUGCCGAUUUUGCUUUUACAAAGUUCUCGAUGGUGAAAAAGUUCCUAUUAGUAAUGGGGCACUGGUACUACCAAAGAUUAGCUACUUUAAUACAAUAUUUUUUCUAUAAGAACAUUUGUCUCGGAAAUAUAAUGUUAUUUUUUCAAAUAAAUAGCGCGUGGUCGACGCAAGCAAUAUUUGAUUCGAUGUACCUGACGUUUUUCAAUUUAUUUUUCACGGCGUUGCCGUGUUUGGUUCUUUCCGUUACUGAGCAGAGGUGGCCUAAAGAAUUACUCCUUAGAGAUCCGACGUUAUACAGAGACAUAAGUAGGAACAAGCUCAUGUCAUGGUCGCGUUUCUCCGCCUGGCUGCUAAUAGGGGUGUAUCAUUCUGUGAUCAUUUAUGCAUUCUGCGCAUUAGCAAUAAGACACUCAGUGAUCAAUGCUGACAUGAAGGCUGUGGAUGUUUGGGUGUUUGGAGCCGUCCUGUUCCACCUCCUGGUCCUCAUAACGAACCUAAAGCUGUGGAUGCAGGCGCGCUACCAUACAUUUUACUUCGUGCUCAGCAUUGUAGCGUCAAUGUUGUUCUACAUGACUUUCAACCUCGUCUACUCUGUUAUUAACGUACAAAUAGACGGCGCAAUACUAGGCACGUACACCCGACUCUGCUCGUCUCUGUACUUCUGGCUACUCAACGUACUAGUUGUGAUCGCGACACUCGCGCCCGACUAUUGCUAUCGGUACUUCUUAGACAAUAAUAGUAAGCAGUUUGUGGACACUGGAGGCACUGUCUUUACCACUAGGCUGUGAAAUGUGAACUAGUGUCUUGGGGAGAGAUGAAAAUGUAUCUACUUGACUUGAUGAAAAAGUCAUCAUCAUGACUGGUAGCUAUCUGUUGUAGGUUCGGAAUAUUGGCUAUCGGCACUACUUAGACAGUAACUGCAAGCAGUUUGUUGACACUGGAGGCAAUGUUUUGACUACUAGGCUGUGAACUAGUGUCUUGAGAUGAGAGAGAUGAAGAUAUCUACUUGACUUGAUGAACAAGUAAAAACUCGUUUAAUAUGAGAUGGCUAUUGGGCUAUAAUUCGAUUACUUACUUAAUAUGAGACACAGGGUAAUUUUAUUAAAAAGUCAAGUUAGCUGAUUAAAUAAGUAAAACUAUAAAAGACGCCAAGCGUCAAAUCAAGACGAUAACGUGACAUUAGUGAUAAGUGUUUAAUAAAAUUGAAAAUAUUUUAUGUAAAAUUAAUUAUUAGGUAUAUUUGAAUAGGUAAAGAAUAUUUAUAUUUAUAAAUUUAAUUGAUAAAAUCAUUGCGAUUAAGUUCUAAGCUUAAAAUUUUUGACAAGCAAAGAGAGUGUUCUUCAUGUUAUAUAUAAGAUAGUUUUUUUUUCAAAUUCCAAUAAGAUGUAAUUUAAUUUCAACGUAAUAAGUACCAUACAAUUAUAAAAUUAAAAAAAAAACAAUUAUUAACGAUAGUUAGGGGACCUAUUUUUUUUCAAUUAUGUACCUUAUUAUAGUAUUAUUUUAUUUACUUUAUAAUUCACCUUUUUAGUGUUCACAUUUUAGUAACUAAAAUAAUAAUUUUAAUAUAAUUGUAGACACCCGUUUCUUAUAAUUUUUGUUAAGGUACCUAAAUAAUUCAAACGCACAUAUUUGUAUAAGUAUUCGCUACAUUAUACUAGCAAACGACUUAUAUAAUUAUAAAAUAAUUAUGAAACCAGUUUGUACCUACAAAAAUAAACUUACAUUAUUUCAGAAAAAAAUACAAAAUUUGUUAAAUAUUGUACAACUCAAGUUAAUUGCGAAAAUUCAAUUAAUCAAAAAUGU